AUGGAAACCGGGAAUCAGACUGGAUCCCCACACUUCCUCCUCCUGGGAUUCACAGAGGACCCGGCCCUGCGGGCCCUGCUCUUGGCGCUGCUCCUGCCCAUGUACCUGGUCACCCUCGCGGGGAACCUGCUCAUCCUCCUGGCCAUCACCUCCGACCCCCACCUGCACACCCCCAUGUACUUCUUCCUCUCCAACCUGUCCUUGGCCGACGUGGGCUUCACCUCCAGCACCAUCCCGAAGGCGCUGGCGAACCUGCGGGUGGAGGACAAAGCCAUCACCUUCGCGAGCUGCAUCUCACAGAUGUUUUUCUUCAUCUUGUUUGGCUGCCUGGAAAAUCUCCUGCUGACUGUCAUGGCCUACGACCGCUUCGUGGCCAUCUGUCACCCCCUGCACUACGUGGGCAUCAUGACCCCGCGGUUCUGCGGGAGGAUGGCUCUGGGGUCUUGGAUGGUCGGUGUCGUGGGGUCCCUGUCCGAGACUUUGCCCGUCUUGAGUUUGUCCUUCUGCCCCAACACCGAGAUCCCACACUUCUUUUGCGAUCUGCCCGAGGUCCUGAAGCUCGCCCGUUCCCACACCAUCCUCCACAAUGUCGUGGUGUAUUUGGGGACCAUCUUCCUCGGGGUUUUCCCUCUGACUGGGAUUCUUUUCUCCUAUUCUCGGAUUUUCUCCUCCAUUCUGCGAAUCUCAUCAGCUGGGGGCAAAUACAAAGCCUUUUCCACCUGCGCCUCUCACCUCCUGGUGGUCUCCCUGUUCUACAGCACAGGUCUUGGGGUCUACCUGGGCUCAGUCGCCACGCUGUCCACUAAGGCGAGCCUGAUGGCCUCGGUGGUGUACACCAUGGUCACCCCCAUGCUGAACCCCUUCAUCUACAGCCUGAGGAGCAGGGACCUGAAGGAUGCCCUGCGGAGACUGCUCAGCCAGAGGGUGCGGGUCAGCGAGCGGCCCACGGCAGGACCCGCAUGA
Cavia porcellus (domestic guinea pig) is the source of this 963-nucleotide messenger RNA. Its product is annotated as olfactory receptor 7C2. Gene Ontology annotation, biological process: G protein-coupled receptor signaling pathway. The transcript has a single exon. Bases 1 to 963 code for a protein of 320 amino acids. Lineage: Eukaryota; Metazoa; Chordata; Mammalia; Rodentia; Caviidae. Gene Ontology annotation, cellular component: plasma membrane. Gene Ontology annotation, molecular function: G protein-coupled receptor activity; olfactory receptor activity. The record is from RefSeq and is a predicted model, not a curated record.